Molecule: messenger RNA, 817 nt
Organism: Micropterus salmoides (largemouth bass)
Lineage: Eukaryota; Metazoa; Chordata; Actinopteri; Centrarchiformes; Centrarchidae
Product: collagen alpha-1(X) chain-like
Exons: 11
Coding region: 235-765 (176 amino acids)
Source: RefSeq, a predicted model, not a curated record
CUGAGGGGACCUGAGGGGCCAGCUGGACAAAGAGGCAUAUCAGGUGACAAGGGGAACACUGGGCCUCCUGGACAGAAAGGACCAAAGGGAGGUGAAGGAAACAGAGGCAACCAAGGGCCACAGGGAGCAAAGGGGCCACAAGGUAAACAGGGAUACAGGGGUGCACCAGGUGACAGAGGAGCACUUGGAGUCCCAGGGCUCAAAGGUGAGCCAGGCACCAAAGGUUCUUCAGGCAUGCCUGGACAGUUUGGACCAGGGGGCAACACUGGGGCAGCAGGGACCAAAGGCCAGAAGGGGCUCCAGGGACACACUGGUCCCCCUGGCAGUAUAGGUCCCCCCGGACAAAUUGGACCAUCAGCACCAGGUCUGCCAGGCGAGAGAGGUGUGGAGGGAAAAAGUGGAAUCCCUGGACCAAAGGGUACACAUGGUGAGAAUGGCAAGCUCGGUCUUCCAGGCAUCAAAGGAGACACGGGCAUUAGAGGUCAAAAGGGUGCAAAAGGAGAACCUGGAACAAGAGGCACAAUGGGGACAUUGGGGAAGAUAGGGUUCAUUGGCACUGCAGGUGCUAAAGGUCAACGUGGACCUGCUGGUCCUCCCGGUCUUCCAGGAACUAAAGGAAUACACGGGCCAAAGGGGAAAAGAGCCCAGCCUGGAAGGAAAGGCGAUAAAGGAGCUACUGGAAAAACUGGAGCUGAAGGCCCGCAGGGUAGACCUGGAGCUGCUGGACGACCUGGAAAACCAGCAAGUAUCCCUUUUAACAGAUAAAAUACGUACAGGACUCUUCAUUUCAAGUAUAAAAAUUAAAAUAACAUGUAAC